Messenger RNA from Fomitiporia mediterranea MF3/22, 369 nucleotides. RefSeq lists its product as uncharacterized. The record is from RefSeq and is a predicted model, not a curated record. The transcript is spliced from 2 exons. Lineage: Eukaryota; Fungi; Basidiomycota; Agaricomycetes; Hymenochaetales; Hymenochaetaceae. Bases 1 to 369 code for a protein of 122 amino acids.
AUGGCAAUGGCAUCGACAACGUUAAGCUUAGCAGCACCUCGCCGCUCUAUACAGCCCCAGAACCAGGCCUUUGUCUCCUGCCUAAACAUACUCCCAUCCUCUGCUGGCUCCGUCAAGCGCCGCUCUUUCUUCGCCCAUUCAAACGCAAGCCGUCCCGCAGCUGCUCCGGGACGUGUCACGCUUUUCUGCCGACGCCGUAUCUCCGUAAAGCCUGCACAGAGCAUCUUCUACGGGCUAUUUCUCGCUCAUCCUUUCUUGUCCGCUGUCCACAUGCCGACAUCGUACUCAGCCUUGUCGCGUCAUGCUAUUGAGUAUCUGGAUCCAGCGGAUCCGAAACUGCCCCUCUCGGAGAUCGGACUCCCCCGCUAA